AUGCCAGCACAAGGAGACGACAGUGGGCCAAACGGGCGUGCACAAGCAAACGGACCAAAACAGAAGGCGGAUGUCGCUCGAACGGGGGGCUCCUUCCCUCUCAACAUCGACAACGAACGACCGACGACGACGACGACGCCUGCCGCCCGCCAAUCCUCGACAACGGGCAGUUUUGUCGCCGCACCGCCAACAAGUUUCUCGACAACUUGCGACGAGCGACAAACGACAGACGACACACACGACGGGCCCACGACUAUACGACCGACGACAGACGACCCGACGACAACACACGGCCAACAAAGACGACAACAAACGACGACAACAUCGUCGGCAACAGGGCAGGCAACAACACCCAUUCUCAACGACUACAGCUUCAAGAACAGCAAGACAAACAUCACGCACGACUAA
Messenger RNA from Sporothrix brasiliensis 5110, 408 nucleotides. RefSeq lists its product as uncharacterized. NCBI's taxonomy places the organism in Eukaryota, Fungi, Ascomycota, Sordariomycetes, Ophiostomatales, Ophiostomataceae. The record is from RefSeq and is a predicted model, not a curated record. Bases 1 to 408 code for a protein of 135 amino acids. The transcript has a single exon.